AUGUAUCAGGUCCGUGUUGACGGAGAUAAGAGAGCAGCGAGCAAGAAGAGAUAUCGGCAACACAGAAAGAGCAGGAGCAACAUGUCGAAACCUCAUAUUGAGGAAGAGCUUCCAGUUCAGGAUGGUCUUUCUCGAACACUCAAAGACCUCUUCGCAGACAUUGUCAAGGUGAGAUUACAAACAACAUCACAAUACUCUGGUGCCCUGGACGCAGCGACCAAGAUCUACCAAAACGAAGGAGCCCUCGCCUUCUACAAGGGCACACUGACACCACUCAUCGGAAUCGGAGCUUGUGUAUCAAUCCAAUUCGGCGGCUUCCACUAUGCGCGACGUGCCUUCGAAGCCAGUAACGAAGCCAAGACUGGAAAAGGUCAAUUGUCAUACUCGCAAUACUAUGCCGCCGGUGCAUUCGCCGGUAUCGCCAAUACCGUUCUAUCCAGCCCCAUCGAGCACAUCCGUAUAAGACUGCAAACACAACCCCACGGUCCAAAUCGUCUCUAUGCCGGCCCGAUCGACUGCGUGCGCAAACUCUCGGCACAUCAAGGCGUACUUGGCGGUGUCUACCGUGGCACAGCUGUCACAUUCAUGCGCGAAGCACAAGCUUACGGCUGUUGGUUCACCGCCUUUGAGUACAUGAUGAACGCGGACGCUGCACGCAACGGAAUUGACCGGAAGGAGAUCUCUACUCUAAAGGUCGCGGCAUAUGGUGGACUUGCGGGUGAAGUGCUGUGGAUCAGUUCAUAUCCCUUCGAUGUAAUCAAGAGCAAGAUGCAGAGUGAUGCGUUUGGCAAGGAUCAGAAGUACAAGAGUAUGAGGGAUUGCUUCGCGAAGACGUACAAGGGCGAGGGCUUGGGUGGCUUUUGGAGGGGUAUUGGACCGACUUUGCUCAGGGCUAUGCCAGUCUCGGCAGGCACAUUUGCUACGGUCGAGGUCACGAUGCGAUUGAUCAGCUAA
Alternaria ethzedia is the source of this 954-nucleotide messenger RNA. RefSeq lists its product as uncharacterized. NCBI's taxonomy places the organism in Eukaryota, Fungi, Ascomycota, Dothideomycetes, Pleosporales, Pleosporaceae. Gene Ontology annotation, biological process: mitochondrial L-ornithine transmembrane transport. Gene Ontology annotation, molecular function: L-ornithine transmembrane transporter activity. The record is from RefSeq and is a predicted model, not a curated record. The transcript has 4 exons. The coding region runs from base 1 to 954 and encodes 317 amino acids.